AUGGGCAAGAAAUUGGCCAAUUGGUACUUUGCCAUUGUGGCGGCCCUUUGCAUGGUGUUGUACGGUUACGAUGCAUCGGUCUUCAACUCUGUGCAAGGCUCGGACAACUGGUUCGAGUGGAUGAACGUCGACAAAGACAAGGACACACAGAUGCUCGGGUUGAUCAACACUAGUUACACAAUCGGUGCCAUCAUCGCCGGCUUCUUUCUCGGUGGGCCCUUGGCUGAUUAUCUCGGUCGACGAUGGGGCAUGUGGGCUGGCUGCUUCCUCACCAUCGUUGCAACCUUCAUGCAGGCCUUCACUCCUCAUCACAAGAUUGGCGUCUUCAUCGCCGGUCGCGUCAUUAUUGGUAUUGGACAAGGUCUCGCUUUGACCGCUGCACCCGUGUACAUAAAUGAGAUUGCGCCGGCCGAAAUCCGUGGAAGGAUCAUGACCAUCUGGCAGAUGAACUACUCCGUUGGUAGUUUCAUUGCUUACUGGGUCAACUACGCCUGCUCCUCUCGUCGCGAGAGGCUUGGCCAGUGGGACUGGAAAAUGGUGGUCAUGUUCCAGAUCCUCGUGCCUGCCUUGGUCUGCAUCGCCCUACCUUUCAUCCCCGAGACAGCGCGCUGGCACAUCAAGAAGAACGGUAACAUCGAGGCGGCUCGCGCGUCUCUUGCUCGUAUGCGAGACACCGAGCAGGAGGUCGAAGAGGAGCUUCUCGCCAUCCGCAGUGCUGUGGAGUACGAGAAGGAGGCAAUCUCCAGCACAUCAUACGCUGCCUUAUUCCGCGACCCGUCUGUCCGCAAGCGUCUCAUCCUCGCAUUCAUCCUUAAUAUUGGCCAGCAACUCACUGGGCAGGGCACUCUCAACUCGUACUCGACAAGCAUCUACCGCCAGAUCUGGAACAAUCCCCAGACAAUUAACCUCAUCAACGCCCUCAACGCCACGUUUGGCAUCCUCUUCACAUUGAAUGCCAUGUGGACUUCGGACCGAUACGGGCGUCGCUGGCUGCUCAUCGUCGGUGCCAUUGGCAUGGGCGUCUGCAUGCUGAUCGUAUCGCUUGUCGGCCUCAAAACCCCGACAGUCUACACCGAGGAGAGCCCCGACGGCGUCAAGUCAGAGCCUGUCGGCAUUGGAAUUGUCUUCCUCCUGUUCCUCUUCACCUUCUUCUACAAGCCUUCAUGGGGUGCCACCGUGUGGAUGUGGACGGCUGAAGUCUUCUCCGUGAACAUCCGUGCGCAGGCCGUCGGCAUGUCAUCACAGAUGCAGAACGUUGCCAACACCAUCUUCCAGCAGUUCUUCCCCGAGUUUCUUGCCAAUGAAGGCCUCAAAUGCCUCUUCUUCUUCAUGUCAGUCAACUUCUGUCUCGCCGCCUACGUCUGGUUCUUCAUUCCCGAGACGAAGCAGGUGCCUCUGGAGGAGAUUGAUGUUCUGUUUGGCGGAGUUUCCCACUCUGGUAAGGGUGGUGAUAUUCUUGGUGAGAAGGUGGCGGAUCCUUCUACGACCAAGGAUGCUGCAGAGGUCACUGCUGUCCAUGCAGCAACUACUGAGAAGCAAACCGUUUGA
This is a messenger RNA of Emericellopsis atlantica, 1548 nucleotides long. Its product is annotated as general substrate transporter. NCBI's taxonomy places the organism in Eukaryota, Fungi, Ascomycota, Sordariomycetes, Hypocreales, Bionectriaceae. The coding region runs from base 1 to 1548 and encodes 515 amino acids. The record is from RefSeq and is a predicted model, not a curated record. Gene Ontology annotation, molecular function: carbohydrate:proton symporter activity. The transcript has 2 exons. Gene Ontology annotation, cellular component: membrane. Gene Ontology annotation, biological process: carbohydrate transport; transmembrane transport.